CGCGUUCAGCACACCGACGAAUUUAAAACUGGCCCUCCCCGCUAAUUUCUACCGAUCACAUCCUCUGCCGCUUUUUGAUUGAAUAAUAAAUCGUGGACUGGCAAUAAAAUAUCCCAGUGGUCUGUCGUCGCUAUCUAUGCGAUGAGGAUCUCCUCACUGUUGAGGUCUGCGACGGCGGCUGGAACAUCCAUUCUUCUCAGCACCUGCCAGGUACCAGUCGCCACUGCAUUCACCGCCACUCCAGUAUCGCUGCCAGACCUUGACCUCUCCCCUCUAGGCAGAGUCGCCUUAACAGGUGAUUUUGAUUCAAUAUCCAUCUACUCCUAUCAACAACAAACCGAGUCCCUACCGUCAACAAAUGGCUCGCAAUCAUUGCUUACAGAACUCCCUAAUGGCGUUAUUGCUACAUUGUCCACCGCCGACGCCGAUAUUCUCGCCAUGUGUCCAUGGACACGCAAGGAUGGAAGCUUUGCAGGGUUGAUAGUUGGCGGCAACUUCACAAGUUUAGGUGGCAUUCAAGCACAGGGAAUUGCAUCCUACGACCCAACGACAAAUACUGUUCAUAAUAUGUCUGGUCUGUCUGGCACCGUAAAAACCUUAUUGUGUGACCAAGAAUCGGAUUCGGUGUAUGUUGGCGGCGAUUUCACUGUCGGUAAUUCGACAAACGCCAUGGUUUGGAACGGAUCAACUGGCUGGCAGUCCUUACCUUUUGAUGGAUUCAACGGCCCUAUUUCGUCAAUUGUGAAGAAUGCAAAUAGCCAUUUCAUCUUCGGUGGAACGUUUGAUGGCUUGACAAGCUCAGGAAGCUCGGGAAAUUCGACUGCGAGCUCAAAUCAAAACUUUUCGCAAAUCAUCAAUCUGUCGACGGCCAAUGUUUCUAGCGAUGCCCAGACAACCAUUUCUGGGUUUAUUGAUCCUCGGAAUAUCAUCUGUAAGACAGACGGUAGUGAUAGCGCCGGAAACACAUGGUUGUUGGAUGAUUACUCCCCGGGAUUCUGGAGAGCUGAUAUGGGUUUUACUUUCCAACCGACCAAACUUCGUUUAUACAAUACCCAUUACCAAGGCAGAGGUACCAAGUCAUUCCGCCUCCAGCGCCUCCCUGAUACUGGUUACAUGAACUUGACAUACACCGAUUCUUCUACUGGCAACACCGUAGCAUGCGACGCCUCGUGUCCACUCUCCAAUGAUGCCUCAGAGAAGUACCGUGAUUUUGAACUCGUCAAUUCUGUUGGCAUGUCGGGCUUCAUGAUUCAGAUUAUGGAGUGGUAUGGCCAAGGUGCAGGACUUGAUGGUAUCGAGAUUUAUCAAAACCAAAUUUACACAUAUGCUAUUAACGACUACAACGAGCCAAGUUGUGGAGUUGAGUUUCCCUCUUCGGUAAAAACUACUGGUGACUGGACAACAACAUCUGGAGGCUCUUCAGCACCCUACUUGACUGGUAACGUCACCGGCUCCUCGGACUUGUCUGUUACGUUCCAACCAGAUAUUACACAGUCUGGCAAUUACUCAAUCCUUGUCUAUACACCCGGCUGCUCAACUGAUGGCACUUGUGGAUCCAGAGGCUCUGUUAAUGUGACGGCGACUUUGGGUUCUUCUUCUAGCACGCAAGCAGAACGCCCUGUUCAGACGAUCAGUUGGCAGACAAACGAGUAUGAAAAAUAUGAAACUAUUUACACCGGCUACGUCGAAGCAAGUGGCAGCAAUUUCCGACCUUCAGUCACUAUAUCACCAGCGGCCGGACAAAACAAUGUGAAGGUGGUAGCAUCUCGUGUCGCCUUCCAUCUAAUCAAUGCAACCUCUACUGGGGAACUUAACGGGUUGUACGAUUACGACCCUACUCAGAACUCGACCGAUACUGACUUUAAAACCGACACUAUCGAUUCCAUUGGAGCAAAUCUGGAUGACACCGCAACUAUCAAUAGCCUUGUGCAAUCUGGCGACACUACAUAUGCGGCAGGUAAUUUUUCGACUGGCUCCAUGCGUAACAUCAUCUCUUUCACGACCAGUGGUAAUGCUACUGCUCUCGACGGUAAUGGCCUGAAUUCACACGUGCAAUCCCUUCUCCUUGCCAACGAGACACUUUAUGUUGGUGGGAACUUUACCAACACCGCCCAGGGCGGAUCGCAAGGUCUGAGCUAUGUUGCAGCUUACUCCACAGGUAGCAAGUCUUGGUCUUCACUUGGCGCGGGAGUGAACGGUCCGGUUACUUCUGUCUUGUCAUUUCCGGUGAAUACUUCUGACGGCACAAUUGAGACCACAAUUGCAGUCAGCGGUAGCUUUGACCAGAUUCUAGCCUUUGGCUCCAACUCAUCGGUGACUGUCUCCGGAUUUGCUGUUUGGGUUCCGUCACAGAAGAACUGGUUGGAGAACCUUGACGACUAUCAGAUGGCUUUCAAUGGUCAGUUAAUGGCAACUGCUAAUGUGGGAAAUAAUACAACUAUCCUUGCCGGCUCCCUAAAGUCCGAUGGUAUCUCAUCUAGAGGGGCAGUCUCCUUAACAGAUUCAAACCAGCUUGCUCUACAGCCCCUUCCAAUCGAUAUCCUGGCUAGCCAAACUAGUGGUUCUGUCUCCAAAAGAGAUACUACCUCCCAGAACCAGACUGGAGUGUCUAUUGGGCUAUUUGAUACAAGCAAUAAUCGCAAUCUUACCAUCUUAGGCGGUCAUUUUACCGCAAAGGAUACCAACGGUUCCACCAUUCAAAAUCUUUUAUUCUUGAAUGGAUCCAACAGCGAUAUGGUGACAGGUCUUCCUUCAGGUGUUGAUAGCAGCUCGACUUUCACUUCGCUAGCUGUGCAAGAUGAUACCUUGUUUGCCGGUGGUGUGAUUACUGGUAGUGUCGGCUCGUCUAGUCUCAACGGUCUUGUUGCUUACAACCUUGCUAAUUCGAGCUUUGUCUCACCUCAGCCUCCAGCUUUAGCAGGUAGCUCCGUCACGGUAAAUUCAAUCACUGUGCGGCCAAGCUCAGAACAAAUUUAUGUCGGCGGGGUAUUUGAUUCUGUUGGAGCUUUGCCUUGUCCUGGGGUUUGUGUCUGGGACACCUCUUUGGGUCAAUGGAGCCGACCUGGCGGAAACAUGCAAGGCGUUGUGUCUUCUCUUCAAUGGGUGGGAAGUAACAAGUUGUAUGCUGUCGGGAACUUGACUGUUGAAAACAACAGUACAAUGAUUGCAAUCUACGACGUUAGUUCACAAAAAUGGACUGCGGUUGAUGGCGCCUCACCCUCUGCAAUUCCUGGUACAGUCACGGCAUUUGGACCAGCAGCCACUGAUAUGUCAUCAUAUUGGGUAGCCGGUCAGGCCUCAAAUGGCUCGACCUUCAUCAUAGAAUAUGAUGGCACGAAAUUUAACAGUGUUGGGCAGCUUUUUGGAGAGUCUACAUCUGUUCUUGGGUUGCAAGUUAUUGGGCUUAGUAAGGCUCAUGGCAGCACAAGUUAUUUGAAUGAUGAUCAAACGCUGCUUAUUACUGGUCAGCUGGCCAUUCCUGGGUUUGGAAACGCCUCGGCAGCCCUCUAUAACGGCUCUACUUUGUCGCCCUUCAUUCUGUCGACGACAUCCGACGGUCAAGUCGGCAGCAUUCAUCAAAUGUUUACCGAAAAUCAGAAUACCUUUAGCGGUAACACCACCCACCAUCUUUCUGUUGGACUUGUUAUUCUUAUCUCGUUUUGUAUCGCCCUGGGUUGCGUCUUCCUCAUUGUCGUCAUUGGCAUUAUCUUAAACAAGAUCCAAAGACAUCGGCAAGGCUAUGUCCGCGCUCCGACUGCAUAUCAUUCAGAUCGACCAACCAGCAUGCGACGUGUUCCUCCCGAGUACCUUCUCGACUCGUUGAGACAACGUACCGCGGGAGUGCCUACAGUUUAACCUAACUGAACGAUAUCAAACGUAUCGUCACAUAGAGUUGGCAUCGAUUUCUUAGACUUCGCUACACUCUCUAUCUCCCUCUCUUCGAUCAUUUGGCGUUUGGAGCAUCUUCUAAUACCCUACUAAUGUCUAGCGAUUUUAUCUCCGUUGAUGCAGAUAAACUUCUGUGUGCAAUAGUGCACUCUUUACCCUCUCUGUCAAUAUUUCCUCACCUGUCUACUCUCUCUAGUCUCAUGUGAUCUGCGAGAACCGCUAUGUACAUACCCGGAGAUUUGUGGCAUAAUGAUAGUAAUGCCUAGAGAUCGAUUGAAAUGCAUAUAUUCACCUCGUCUAUAAUAACCAAAGGGACAUGUUCGUAGUCAUGAUUUUAGAGCUAUACAGUUCCCUUGCUCUUCAAUUAUGAGCCAACAGCAAGGCGUGUUUUAGAUAGUUAGGCAAAUCAUAUUCCAACAAUGUAUACAUG
Molecule: messenger RNA, 4318 nt
Organism: Talaromyces proteolyticus
Lineage: Eukaryota; Fungi; Ascomycota; Eurotiomycetes; Eurotiales; Trichocomaceae
Product: putative cellular morphogenesis protein
Exons: 2
Coding region: 142-3855 (1237 amino acids)
Biological process (GO): positive regulation of establishment of bipolar cell polarity regulating cell shape
Cellular component (GO): plasma membrane of growing cell tip
Molecular function (GO): protein binding
Source: RefSeq, a predicted model, not a curated record